Nasonia vitripennis (jewel wasp) is the source of this 2910-nucleotide messenger RNA. Its product is annotated as cuticular protein RR-2 family member 25. The record is from RefSeq and is a predicted model, not a curated record. Bases 243 to 2603 code for a protein of 786 amino acids. The transcript has 4 exons. NCBI's taxonomy places the organism in Eukaryota, Metazoa, Arthropoda, Insecta, Hymenoptera, Pteromalidae. Gene Ontology annotation, cellular component: extracellular matrix.
AUCCAUGAUCUAACGCUGUGGACAGAGCCGGGGAGUAUAUAAAGUCGAUUACGAGCGCGGGUUUGUCAUUCUCGUUUAGCUCGGGCGCUUGCACGCUGCUGGUGCGCUUAUAAAGGGACGGUGUUUGCGAGCACCGCUACGUCAAAGGGGAUUCCCCUCUGGGAUUGCCCUAACAGUUAUUGUCCGCAGGCUGGACAGGUAGCCGUUGCGUGAGGCUCCGAUUGGGAUUCAAAUCGUUGAUCAUGGAGAAGGUAAUAUGUUUGAUAGCUGUGCUAACGUUAUGUGCAGCACGUCCAGAGCCACCAGUAAACUCGUACCUCCCUCCAGGACAAGGCGGUGGCUUUGGCGGCGGCCGACCAAGUGGCGCAAGUCCCUCUGAUCAAUACGGCCCUCCGGACUUCCAAGGCGCUGGCGGUCGUGGCGGUCAAGCAGCUGGCGGUAAUUUUGGAGGUGGCGGCAACGGCUUUGGCGGAGCGCCAUCGAGCAGUUAUGGUCCGCCUGGCUUUGGCAGUAACGAACCCAAUAAAUUUAGCGGUGCUGGAGGCGGUGGAGCCGGAAGACCGCAGGACUCUUACGGACCACCAGCCGGUGGCAACGGCUUCGCCGGUUCAGCAGGAGCUGGAAACAGCGGUCGACCCGGUGGUGCUGCUGCUGGUGGCAGACCCUCCGACUCGUACGGACCACCCCAGGGUGGUGGAAGCGGAUUCGGCGGAGGAAACGCUGGACGACCUUCGGACUCUUAUGGGCCACCCUCGGCUGGAGGUGGUGGAUUCGGCGGUGGAAGCCCCGGUGGUGGAUUCGGCGGUGGUAGUCCCGGUGGUGGAUUCGGAGGUGGAAACCAAGGAGCACCUCAGAGCUCCUACGGACCACCAGCGAGUGGAUUCGGGGGCCAAGGCGGUGCCGGCCAAGGAAGACCGUCCGACUCUUAUGGACCACCUGGAGGUGGAAGCGGCGGUCGUCCAUCUCAGGGUGGAAAUGGAUUCGGCGGUGGAAAUGCUGGAAGACCUUCGGACUCUUACGGACCACCCGCUGCAGGAGGCGGCGGCUUUGGUGGCAACGCUGGAGGAAAUGGUGGUGGCAACGGUUUCGGAGGUGGACGACCUUCUGGUUCUCCCGGUGGCUUUGGCGGCCAGGGCGGAGGUGGCAGACCUUCGGACUCAUACUUGCCACCGUCAGGAGGAAGCGGAUUCGGAGGAGGAAAUGGACGUCAACCUGGUGGUUUUGGUCAGCAGGGUGGUAACGGAGCUGGCCAGCAAAACGGCGGUGGCGGCGCUGGAAGACCCUCCAGCAGUUAUGGCCCACCUUCAAAUGGCAACGGAGGCGGUUUCAGUGGUCAAAACGGGGGCAGAGGAUCACCAUCGAGCGGUGGUGGUUUUGGUGGAGCUGGCGGAAGCCCAUCGAGCAGUUAUGGUCCUCCUGCUGGUGGUAGUGGUUUCGGAAAUAACGGCGGUGCUGGUGGAAGGCCGUCCAGCAGUUAUGGCCCGCCAUCAAGUGGUGGCAACGGAUUCGGUAGCGGAGGCCAGGGUGGCCAAGGCGGCCAGGGAGGCCAAGGUGGAAGGCCUUCGAGUUCGUAUGGUCCACCGUCAAAUGGUAAUGGUGGAUUUGGCGGAGGAAACGGAGGCAGGCCAUCUUCCAACGGCUAUCCUCAGGGCCAAGGAAAUGGAAAUGGUGGAUUUGGUGGACAAGGUGGCAAUGGGGGUAGACCAUCGAGUAGUUAUGGCCCUCCUGGAGGAGACAGUGGAUAUCCCAGUGGCGGACCGUCUGGCAACUUUGGCGGAUCAAACGCAGGAGGUGGUGGCGGUGGUUUUGGUGGACAAGUACAAGAUAGCUAUGGGCCACCGCCUUCUGGAGCUGUCAAUGGUAAUGGAAAUGGAUAUUCUUCUGGUGGUCCUGGAGGAAACGGAUUAGACGAAGGAAACGACGAGCCUGCAAAAUACGAAUUUUCUUACGAAGUAAAAGACGACCAAUCAGGUAGUAAUUUCGGACAUACAGAAAUGCGCGAUGGUGAUCGAGCACAGGGCGAAUUUAAUGUUCUUUUGCCAGAUGGCAGAAAACAAAUUGUAGAAUAUGAAGCGGAUCAAGAUGGAUUUAAACCUCAAAUCCGAUACGAAGGCGAAGCUAAUACCGGAGCUGGAGGUGCCGGUGGUUAUCCUUCCGGCGGUGGUGGAGACUCUGGCUAUCCUUCGGGCCCAUCGGGUGCUGGAGGAAACGCUGGCUAUCCUUCUGGUGGAGGCGGUGGUGCGGGCGGUUUUGGUGGUAACGGUGGAGGCAGUAACGGAUAUCCCUCUGGAGGACCGUCCGGUGGACAAGGACAGUUCGGCGGACAGCAAGGUGGUAACGGAGGUUAUCCAUCUGGUCCUCAGGGUGGAUCUGGCUUCGGUGGUGGAAGCCAAGGAAGCGGUAGUGGCGGAUAUCCAUCCGGCGGCCCAGGAGGCAACGGUGGCAACAACAAUUUCGGGGGUGGCAAUGCUGGUUACCCCUCUGGUGGUCCAAGCGGUGGAAACGGAUUCAAUCAGGGCGGUCAAAACCAAGGAGGAAGUGGCGGUGGCUAUCCAUCUGGUAGCGGCGGAGACGCAGCGGCAAAUGGUGGAUAUCAAUAUUAAUUGCGUAUAUCACUAUGAGCAUGUAUUAUCUAUAUUUAGAUCUUUCGUGCAUUGUAUAAUGUUUAUAUCGCACGUUAUUCGUUAUGAAAUGACAAGAUGUGCUAGUAUCAGUAUUAACGUUAAGACAUAUUUUGUAACACUUUUUAUAACUUUGCGUUGCAAAUCACGUAUUAAUUAUUUUUCAUACAUUCAUAUUAUUUAUUUAUAAAAAAAAGAAAGCACUGUGCUUGAAGAUAAAAAUGUGUGUAGUUUCCGUAGCACAAAAAAAUACCGCAUUAAUAGCAAUAAAGUAUGCGGUCAACCACAA